AUGUCGAUGCCACUCCCAGUCGAUGAAAGUAUCGCGCCGCAGGAUCGCCACCGAGGGCAUUGCCACAUGUGGUGUCUUCCUUACGGUAAUGGACCCAUAGGAAUAACAAAUGACGUUAUUCCAAAAACCGACAAAUCUAUUGAUGAUGCAAACUAA
Paraglomus brasilianum is the source of this 156-nucleotide messenger RNA. The record is from the annotation of a GenBank genome assembly. Lineage: Eukaryota; Fungi; Glomeromycota; Glomeromycetes; Paraglomerales; Paraglomeraceae.